AUGUCUUCAUCUUUGCUUCUCAGCCUCUCUUCCAAGCUCUCCUCUCUCCGCAAACUUGCCCUGAGAUGCCAAACCCUCAGGUUCUCCUCCUCCACAACCACCACCAACCCUUACUUAGUGUAUGCUCAAACAGUUUAUGGAAACCCUGAUGAGGAUCUUCACGUAAGAAGCGACAUCCACUACUUCGACCCUGUCAAGGAAGAUGAAGUGAUUGUGCGAGACAAGGCACUUCCCAUGGAGUUUCGUAAAGAGCGUUUUCUGGUCGGAAUGUCCCAUGGUUGGGUUGUUUUCAAGGCCCGGUGUGGUGAUGGUUGA
This is a messenger RNA of Eruca vesicaria subsp. sativa (arugula), 315 nucleotides long. The record is from the annotation of a GenBank genome assembly. Lineage: Eukaryota; Viridiplantae; Streptophyta; Magnoliopsida; Brassicales; Brassicaceae.